Penicillium chermesinum is the source of this 654-nucleotide messenger RNA. RefSeq names its product DUF2458 domain-containing protein. The transcript is spliced from 3 exons. Lineage: Eukaryota; Fungi; Ascomycota; Eurotiomycetes; Eurotiales; Aspergillaceae. The record is from RefSeq and is a predicted model, not a curated record. The coding region runs from base 1 to 654 and encodes 217 amino acids.
AUGACAAACUCUUAUGAUUCCUCGGACUUGAACUCCGUUCUCCAGACGCUGUCUGGUCUAGCACGCCAGAACGGCUCCCAGACACCGAUUGUCAAAGCUUCAGAACCGUGCUCGAAGGUUCAGACACGGCCAGAGAGUCACUAUACUCCCCAGACCCGAAACAAUAUCUCGUCGAAUCCACCAGGUGUUGAUCCGAGUACAAUUACGAGUUGGCCUGCUGCAUUGCGCUAUGUUAUGCGCACAGUUGGUCAGAAUGAAGAGACCCAGCGCCAUAUCCGCGGCCUGAUUACGAGCCAGCAUACGCAUGAGCUGAAAUGGUGGAAAGGCCGGGAGGUGUUGGUCGAGAAGCAACUUUCCCGAGGUCAAAAGCAGAAAGAGCUGGCCGAGUGCCUGCGCCUAAUUGGUGCACCAGUGGACAAGACAGAAGUCCAGAGUGCACAAGAGCUGCAAGCAGAGCUUGCAAAUUAUGAUCUCAAGAUCUACCGCGCCGUUGAGACUAUGGCAGACGCCAUGACGCGAGAACUCAAGGCUCUGAAGAUACCGUUCUUCGUCAUCAACCGAAACCUUAUUGAUGACGCCACGCUCAGCAAGGCCGAGCUUCGAAGCUUGCAGCUUCGCAUGCUGCAGCUGCUUGAAGACCUUUGCAAGGAGUGA